Molecule: messenger RNA, 2389 nt
Organism: Rubroshorea leprosula
Lineage: Eukaryota; Viridiplantae; Streptophyta; Magnoliopsida; Malvales; Dipterocarpaceae
Source: the annotation of a GenBank genome assembly
GUUAACCAUCUUAACAAAACUAAAAUGCACCUUCUGUCAACAAUUUACUAUUUUGAUCCGCAGAAAUCAAAGUUCUCUUUUAUGGCAAAAUUUUUCUGGGUUUUCGUUUUCCUCUCCACCCCAGUGUUCUCCCAGGUAAACCAGCUCUACUUUGAUGGAUUUAAGGGUGCAGGUAGCAAUAUGAGUCUGAAUGGUGCUGCAGAGGUUGAAGACAAUGGCGUAAUUCGACUAACAAAUGACACUUUUCGCUUAAUUGGUCAUGCUUUCUACUCCUCUCCCAUCAAAUUCAAGAGCUCCACCGAUGGCAAAGCUUUCUCCUUUUCCACAGCUUUUGCUUUCGCCAUGGUUCCUCAGUACCCGCAGCUCGGUGGUCACGGUCUUGCUUUCACCAUCUCUCCUUCCAAAGAGCUCGCAGGCGCUCUUCCCAGCCAGUACCUCGGCCUUCUCAAUGCAAGCGAUAAUGGGAAUUUCUCUAAUCAUGUUUUUGCAGUCGAGUUUGAUACUGUCCAAGAUUUUGAGUUCGGGGACAUCAAUGAUAACCAUGUGGGGAUUGAUCUCAAUAGCUUGACAUCCAAUGUUUCUACUGCUGCGGCUUAUUUACUCGAAAAUUCAACGAGGGAAUUGCUGAAUUUGAAAGGUGGAAAGGUGAUUCAAGCCUGGAUUGACUAUGAUUCUGUAAAAAGUCAAUUGGAUGUAAAGCUUUCUCCUUUCUCCGAGAAACCUAAGUUUUCUCUGAUAUCCCUUGAGGUAGAUCUCUCCCCAUUUCUCUUGGAUACUAUGUAUGUGGGGUUUUCUGCUUCCACGGGUUUGCUUGCUGGUUCUCACUAUCUCCUGGGUUGGAGUUUCAACAUGAGUGGUGAAGCCAAGUCUCUGUUUCUGCCUGCUCUGCCUUCUCUUCCUGGACCCAGAAAGAACCAGACUCUGUUAGUUGUUCUUGUUACUGCUUCAUCUGCCCUUGUGAUGAUUUUCGCCAUUGCCGUAUCAAUUUACCUCAUCAGGAAGAUUAAAGACGCGGACAAAAUUGAAGCUUGGGAACUGGAUGUUGGUCCUCACAGAUUCUCUUACCAGGAACUCAAGAAAGCGACGAAGGGUUUCAGAGACAAAGAGAUUCUUGGGUUUGGUGGAUUUGGGAGAGUUUAUAAAGGAAUUUUACCGAAUACAAAUACCGAAGUUGCUGUCAAGCGGAUUUCGCAUGGAUCGAAACAGGGCAUGAGGGAAUUUGUGUCGGAGAUUGGGAGCAUCGGUCGGCUUCGUCACCGGAAUCUUGUUCAGCUUCUGGGAUGGUGUCGGCGGCGAGGGGAUCUGUUGCUUGUUUAUGAUUUUAUGCCUAAUGGGAGCUUGGACAAGCGCCUGUUUGACGAACCCAAAAGUGUUCUGAGUUGGGAACAGAGGUUCAAGGUCAUCAAAGACGUGGCUUCAGGGCUUCUGUAUCUUCACGAAGAAUGGGAACAGACGGUGAUUCAUAGGGACAUCAAGGCUGGAAAUGUGUUGCUGGAUUCUGAACUAAAUGGGCGACUUGGUGACUUUGGUCUUGCCAAGUUGUACGAGCAUGGCGCGACCCCUAGCACCACCAGAGUGGUGGGCACAUUGGGGUACUUGGCACCGGAGCUUACACGGACCGGCAAGCCUACAAGGAGCUCAGACGUGUUUGCAUUUGGUGCACUUUUGCUUGAAGUUGUUUGUGGGAGGAGACCUAUUGAGCCCAAGGCAUUGCCAGAGGAGCUCAUUCUGUUGGACUGGGUGUGGGAGAUGUGGCAGAGCGGUGCGGUUCUUGAUAUGGUGGACCGUAAAUUGAACGGCCAAUUCGAUGAGCUUGAGGCUGUUGUGGUGGUAAAACUAGGGUUAAUGUGCUCAAACAAUGCGCCAGAAGCAAGGCCAACCAUGAGGCAGGUAGUGAGGUACUUGGAAGGAGAGCUGAGAUUGCCUGAAACAAUAGAGGCACCUGAUGGAUACGAAGGGAAGGGUAGUGCUAGCUGCGGCACUGGCUUUGAAGAUUUUCUGCAUUCUUAUCCAAUUUCAUCAUUUAUGGAGAAGGUGAGCAUGGUAUCAUCUGCCGGAGAUGGUGAGGAUGUUGAUAUUGAAGCAGGUGCAACAUCACCUCUCUCACAUUCAGUUUCUGAUAGAGGUUGAUGAAAGGUGGCCAUGGCACCUGAAUUUUUCGAGUUUGUUGGAAUUUUUCUGUUACAUGGUAAUGGUUAGUUUAAUCACAUUGUAAGUAAGUAGAAAGUAGAAAGAUGUCCAUGUUUCAUUGUGUAGCAUGUAAAUUUUCAGGAAAAAUUGCUGUUUCAUUCACUAGUGCAGAGGGAAAUGCAGAAGUGAUCAAAUUUUCCAGAUUGCCACAAAUGAGUAUAUAGAACGUACCUUACCCAAAGAAACGAACUAUAAUUAA